Messenger RNA from Catharus ustulatus (Swainson's thrush), 1168 nucleotides. RefSeq names its product olfactory receptor 14A16-like. The coding region runs from base 1 to 960 and encodes 319 amino acids. Gene Ontology annotation, cellular component: membrane. NCBI's taxonomy places the organism in Eukaryota, Metazoa, Chordata, Aves, Passeriformes, Turdidae. Gene Ontology annotation, biological process: G protein-coupled receptor signaling pathway. The transcript is spliced from 2 exons. Gene Ontology annotation, molecular function: G protein-coupled receptor activity; olfactory receptor activity. The record is from RefSeq and is a predicted model, not a curated record.
AUGUCCAACAGCAGCUCCAUCAGCCACUUCCUCCUGCUGGCACUGGCAGACACGCAGCAGCUGCAGCUCCUGCACUUCUGCCUCUUCCUGGCCAUCUCCCUGGCUGCCCUCCUGGGCAACGGCCUCAUCAUCAGCGCUGUAGCCUGCAGCCACCACCUGCACACCCCCAUGUUCUUCUUCCUGCUCAACCUGGCCCUCACUGACCUGGGCUCCAUCUGCACCACUGUCCCCAAAGCCAUGCACAAUUCCCUCUGGGACACCAGGAACAUCUCCUACGCAGGAUGUGCUGCUCAGGUCUUUUUCUUUCUCAUCUUUAUCUCAGCAGAGUAUUUCCUUCUGACCAUCAUGAGCUACGACCGCUACGUGUCCAUCUGCAAACCCCUGCACUACGGGACCCUCCUGGGCAGCAGAGCUUGUGCCCACAUGGCAGCAGCUGCCUGGGCCAGUGCUUUUCUCUUUUCGCUGCUGCACUUGGCCACUACAUUUUCCCUGCCCCUGUGCCAUGGCAAUGCCCUGGGCCAGUUCUUCUGUGAAAUCCCACAGAUCCUCAAGCUCUCCUGCUCAAAUUCCUACACUAGGGAACUUGGACUUCUUGUGGGUAGUGCCCUUCUUUUUCUGGGUUGUUUUGUGUUCAUUGUUUUCUCCUAUGUGCAGAUUUUCAGGGCUGUACUGAGGAUCCCCUCUGAGCAGGGACGGCACAAAGCCUUUUCCACCUGCCUCCCUCACCUGGCUGUGGUCUCCCUGUUUAUCAGUACCUCAUUUUUAACCUAUCUUAAGCCACUUUCAGUGUCUUUCCCAUCCCUGGAUCUGUCACUGUCAGUUCUGUACUCAGUGGUACCUCCAGCACUCAAUCCCCUCAUAUACAGCCUAAGGAACCAGGAUAUCAAGGAUACCCUGAAGAAAAAGGUGUUUCCAGCUCUCCUGUUUAAAUGGCCAUGUCGAAGGACAUCUCUUCACUAGACCAGCUGGAUCUAUGUCCUUCCCAUUGCUCCCAGAUUUCCUCCUCUAGAUGCUCUCUGAUCAUUCAAGGGCCUCUCAGCUGACUGGUUUCAUGCUUUGAGCUUCAGGGUGUUGCCCAAUCUUUCAGAAAUUCAAAUAUAUAUCAUAUUUGUCAACAUCUUAAUUGUGUUUAUAUCUAUCACAGAAUCACCUUUUCUUAUACCUUUUU